UCGAUAUUAUUGAUUUGUUAAAAAAUAAAAAAAAAAACAAUAAUAAUCGCAUAGCUUUUUUCGUUUACGUUCUCUGAAAAACCGGUUUUUAGUUCACAAUCUUUUACAUCUCCAUAGGAAACACAGUUAAGGAUGCGGAAGUCGUACAAAGUUUGUGUUGUAUUGCUGAUUAUAUUACCUAGCACAUUAUAAAAAUGUUUAUAAAAUUAUUGUUGAAUGAAAACAGUGUACUGUUAUCUUCCUAGCCGUGAAAUUCACUAUUAUAAGAACACAAACAGUUCCGGUGUGAAAAUACAAAUCUUCGUUGGACAGUGGCAAGGAAAUCGAUUUUUCCAACCACACCAACACAGUUUUGUUAAACACAACCAGGUGGGGUAGCAAGUGAUGUUACUCUGUAUAUCUCCUUAGUUGGUAUACAUUCCGAGCUCAAUCUACAUAUUUUGUAAAAACAAUUGGGAUAUAAUGUGUCUUUAUUACUGCGUCAUCAUUGGAGUCCAUCGCAUUUACAUAUAGCCUAAUAGACGUAAAUUACAUUAAAUUAUCAAAAAACAACGAUGCCAGAAAAUUUGGAGCUCCAUCAAUUCGUCGAUGGUAUUCGUCAUAGCGAAACCUCACACAAGCUCCUCACACGGUUUAAAGCAACGCUUAAUUGCCCGUACUUGGGUAUAAUAUUAGCUACGCUCUCCUCGCUUUUCUUCUCGCUAUGUUCAGUUAUAGUUAAAGGACUAGUGGAUAUUAAUCCAAUGGAGCUCGCUUCAUUUCGCUUUGUUGGCGUUUUGCUGCCUGCUAUACCCAUUGUCAUCUACAAUCGCCAACCGGUGUUUCCAGAGGGCAAACGUGUAAUCCUGCUGUUACGAUGCUUUUUGGGUACCACUGGUUUAAUGCUAAGCUUCUAUGCAUUUCGUCAUAUGCCACUCGCCGAUGCAAGUGUUAUAAUAUUUUCGACGCCAGUAUUUGUCGCCAUUUUCGCACGAGUCUUUCUCAAGGAGCAGUGUAGUCUCUUUAAUAUUGUUACUAUUGUACUGACUUUGGUCGGUGUGGUCUUAAUAACUCGACCACCUUUAGUUUUUGGCGAUGCCGCGCCUUCGAUGGAGACUGAACGUUUUUCCGGGAAAACCUAUGAUAUUUGGGGUCCCGUUGCUGCCAUCUCAUCCACAUUAUUCGGUGCCAAUGUAUACAUAUUACUGCGAGCUCUUAAAGGUCUGCAUUUCUCUGUUAUAAUGACGAACUUUGGUGCCUUUGCACUAGUCUAUACAUUCAUUGUGUGCCGUUCGAUUGGCGCUCUGUGUUGGCCAGCAUGUGGUCAUGAUCGAUGGCUGGUUGUGGUACUCGGUAUAUUCAGCUUUUUAGGACAAAUAUUACUCACGCUAUCGCUGCAAAUGGAGCAAGCCGGUCCAGUGGCUAUUGCACGGUGUGCAGAUAUUGUCUUCGCAUUUAUAUGGCAAAUAUUGUUCUUUGGGGAAACGCCCACUGGUUUCUCGCUUUUGGGCGCGCUACUGGUGGUAAGCUCAGUUACAUUGACAGCUCUGAAAAAAUGGGCAAUGUCACUGCCCCGUGAAUCUAGCGCUAGAAAACGUCUCCGAUAUUUAUUACUGGAUUAAUACUAAAAAAAAAACUAAAAAAAAAAUAAAAAAAAAACUAAAAAAAAUAAACAAACUAAAAGCUAAACUCAACAGACUUUAUCAUAGAUUAUUCGAAUAUACGACGUUAAUAUUGGAAGCGCAUUGUGGUUUCUCUCAUAGGAUGAUAAUUAUAGUAUCGCAUCUCCGUAAAUAAUAUAUUCAACAUAAAUAUUAAGAAAAAAUAACGAAUCAAACCAAAAAACUAAACCAAAAAAUUACCAUUACAUUGUACUUAAUUCAAAUGAGGCUGGCAUUUAAAUACAUACUUAGAUAAAUACGUAAUAAGUCAAACCAAAAAAAUGU
Ceratitis capitata (Mediterranean fruit fly) is the source of this 1925-nucleotide messenger RNA. RefSeq names its product solute carrier family 35 member G1. Bases 555 to 1601 code for a protein of 348 amino acids. Gene Ontology annotation, cellular component: membrane. The record is from RefSeq and is a predicted model, not a curated record. The transcript has 2 exons. NCBI's taxonomy places the organism in Eukaryota, Metazoa, Arthropoda, Insecta, Diptera, Tephritidae.